Molecule: messenger RNA, 849 nt
Organism: Hemisphaericaspora subhashii
Lineage: Eukaryota; Fungi; Ascomycota; Pichiomycetes; Serinales; Debaryomycetaceae
Exons: 1
Coding region: 1-849 (282 amino acids)
Biological process (GO): membrane organization; endoplasmic reticulum tubular network organization
Cellular component (GO): membrane; endoplasmic reticulum
Source: RefSeq, a predicted model, not a curated record
AUGUCUUCCAACACCGCAUCAAAUGCCAAUAGCACUCCCCUUAGACAACAACCUCCAUUACAACAAUUGAUCACAUUAGCAAAGACACAACAAUUCUAUUGGUUCUUAGGUCAUGUGUUUGCUGUAUUAUUUUUCUUGUUGAGUACUAUUACUGGAUUUUGGAAUCCACGUUCAUCAAUAACAUAUUAUCGUUUUACAUUAUUAUCAAUUAUAAUCACUUAUAUAAUUGUUAUUAAACAAUUAUAUUUUAGAAAAUCAGUAGUAAUUUCAAUAAGAUUAUUACGUGAUGAAAAUGUUCAAUAUUUAAGUUUAGCCGUGGUAUUUUAUUUAACCAGUUUUAAAAUAGGAAUAAUUGGAGGUAGUCUUUAUUCAUUUAUAAUUUUUGCAAUUUUCCAUAUUUUGAAUUAUUUCCAAAACCAUUUAUUACCAAUUGUUUUACCAUCUAGUAUUGCUGCUCAACAAAAAUUAAACUCAAUGAUUAAUAGAUUUACUCAAACUUAUAAUCAACCAGCUUUAGUUGCUGCAUCAAAUGCAGAAAUCAUGUGUUUAUUACUUUGUGGAUUUCAAUUAAUUCCAACUGUUUUAAUCAAUUUAUUAAUUAAAUGGGAUAUCAUUACCACUUUAUUUAGAUUUGUUGUCUUUGGAGUUGUAUUAGCAUUUAAUAAGUUUAGAUAUGAUGCUAAUCAAUAUACCAAAGCAGUAAUUGAUCAAUUUGAUAUGAAGGCUAAGCAAUUAUUAUCUACUAGAUUCCCUGCUUAUUUACCUAAAUAUGAACAAUUAAAGAGUCUUGUGAUUGGGAAAUAUAUUAGUAAGAUUCAAUUACCAAAGGAACAAGCCAAAAAGAAGUAG